CGGGGUCGGGGACGGGGCCCGUGCAGCCGCCAUGAAGCGGGACGUGCGCAUCUUGCUCCUGGGCGAGGCCCAGGUGGGAAAGACGUCGCUGAUCCUGUCGCUCGUGGGCGAGGAGUUCCCCGCGGAGGUCCCUCCCCGCGCCGAGGAGAUCACCAUCCCCGCAGACGUCACCCCGGAGAGGGUGCCCACGCAUAUCGUGGACUACUCAGAAGCCGAGCAGACGCCAGAGGAGCUCCGGGACGAGAUUCACAAGGCAGACGUGGUGUGUAUGGUGUACGAUGUGUCUGAGGAGGCCACCAUUGAGAAGAUACGAACCAAGUGGAUCCCACUGGUGAAUGGGGAGACUGAUAAGGGCUCCAGGGUCCCCAUCAUCCUGGUGGGCAACAAGUCGGAUCUGCGGCCAGGGAGCUCGAUGGGGGCUGUGCUGCCCGUCAUGAACCAGUUCCCUGAGAUCGAGACAUGUGUGCAGGUGAGCGGGCGGGUAAAGUGUGUGCCCAGGUGCUCUGGCCUCUGCUGCUGGCCUCUGGACACCCCAGGUCUCCUGGGAGACAGCCCGUGCCUGCCUCUUGUCGGGGGGCCCCUUCGAGUUUGGUGGUACGGGUCACGUCUCUGCGUCUGUCCCCGGGGCCACCAGUGCUCUGCCAAGAACCUGAGGAACAUCUCGGAGCUGUUCUACUACGCUCAGAAGGCUGUGCUGCACCCCACAGCCCCGCUCUACGACCCCGAGGCCAAGCAGCUGAGGCCCGCGUGUGUCCGAGCCCUCACGCGUAUCUUCAGACUCUCGGACCAGGAUCUGGACCAGGCGCUCAGUGACGAGGAGCUCAACGCCUUCCAGAAAUCCUGCUUUGGGCACCCGCUGGCCCCUCAGGCCCUGGAGGACGUGAAGACAGUGGUGUGCAAGAACGUGGCCGGAGGCGUGCGGGAUGACCGGCUGACCCUGGACGGCUUUCUGUUCUUGAACACGCUGUUCAUCCAGCGGGGCCGUCACGAGACCACAUGGACCAUCCUGCGGCGCUUUGGCUAUGGGGACACGCUGGCGCUGACCCCGGACUACCUUGUCCCGCCGCUCCACGUGCCCCCCGGCUGCAGCACCGAGCUCAAUCAUUUCGGGUACCAGUUUGUGCAGAGGGUGUUUGAGAAGCACGACCGGGACCGCGACGGCUGCCUCUCGCCUGCAGAGCUGGACAGCUUCUUCAGCGUGUUCCCCGCUGCCCCGUGGGGCCCCCAGCUGCCUCUCGAGGUCUGCACCGAGGCGGGCCGGCUGUCUUUGCAUGGGUACCUCUGCCAGUGGACCCUGGUGACCUACGUGGAUGUCCAGCGUUGUCUCGAGCACCUUGGCUACUUGGGCUACCCCACGCUCUGCGAGCAGGACUCACAGGCCUACGCCAUCUCAGUCACUCGUGAGAAGAGGCUGGACCAGGAGAAGGGGCAGACACAGAGGAACGUUCUCUUGUGCAAGGUGGUGGGGGCCCGUGGAGUGGGCAAGUCCGCAUUCCUGCAGGCCUUUCUCGGCCGCAGCCUUGGGGACACCAGGGAGCCCGCGGAGGGACGAGCCACCUAUGCCAUCAACACGGUGCAGGUCAACGGGCAGGAGAAGUACCUGAUACUGUGCGAGACGAGUGCGGACAGCCUGCUGGGCACUGCGCCCGAUGCCUCCUGUGACGUGGCCUGCUUGGUGUUCGACGGCAGCGACCCUGGGUCCUUUGCGCUAUGCGCCAAUGUCUACAAGCGCCACUACCUGGAUGGGCAGACCCCCUGCCUCUUUGUCUCCUCUAAGGCAGACCUGCCUGAAGGCAUCUCGCCACCCGGCCUGUCGCCUGCGGAGUUCUGUCGCAGACACCGGCUGCCCGCCCCUGCUCUGUUCUCAUGUGUGGGUCCGGCCAAGCCCAGCACUGCUGUGUUCACCCGGCUCGCCGCCAUGGCCGCUUUCCCACACCUGGCCCACGGGGAGCUGCACACCACCUCCUUCUGGCUGCGGGCGACACUGGGGGCCAUUGGGGCUGCUGUCACUGCUGUCCUCAGCUUCUCACUCUACAGGGCCCUGGUGAAGAGCCGGUGAGGCCACCAGGGUACUGGUGUGGGGGCCACCUGCUCGCGAGGUCUUCCUUCUGUCUCACCUGGGCUUCUGGGGACACUGCCCACUGGCCUGCCUGAGCCCCAAGGACAGGUCCCCCCAGUCCUGCAGCCUGUGUCCCUACCCAGCUACAGACGCCAGGCACCACCCGGUUGGGGUGUCACAUGUUGGAGGGACGGGGCGUCCUGGGGGAGGAAGCAGGAGCCCCAGACCCACGUGUCCUCAGGGCUCCGCUCCUUUCUGCACAGCAGCCAGGGGGCGUGAAGGGGGUCAGAAGACCGAACUCUGGGCCAAAGGUGGGGGCUGGGGAAUGACGUGGUUGAGCAUCUCAGGGCCUCCCUCACUCCUCCCGGAAGACACGAAGCGGGGUCCCCUGAUUAAACUUCACUUGUGUCUUUUGCACCUGGGA
Messenger RNA from Enhydra lutris kenyoni (northern sea otter), 2483 nucleotides. Its product is annotated as ras homolog family member T2. Bases 32 to 2059 code for a protein of 675 amino acids. Gene Ontology annotation, biological process: mitochondrion organization; regulation of mitochondrion organization; mitochondrion transport along microtubule. Gene Ontology annotation, cellular component: mitochondrial outer membrane. The record is from RefSeq and is a predicted model, not a curated record. Lineage: Eukaryota; Metazoa; Chordata; Mammalia; Carnivora; Mustelidae. Gene Ontology annotation, molecular function: GTP binding; calcium ion binding; GTPase activity. The transcript has 18 exons.